GCGCCCGCGAUGACUGCCACUCUCCGCCCCUACCUGAGUGCCGUGCGGGCCACGCUGCAGGCUGCCCUCUGCCUGGAGAACUUCUCUUCCCAGGUCGUGGAACGACACAACAAACCAGAGGUGGAGGUCAGGAGUAGCAAAGAGCUGCUGUUGCAACCUGUGACCAUCAGCAGGAAUGAGAAGGAAAAGGUUCUGAUUGAAGGCUCUAUCAACUCUGUAAGGGUCAGCAUUGCUGUGAAACAGGCUGAUGAGAUCGAGAAGAUUUUAUGCCACAAAUUCAUGCGUUUCAUGAUGAUGCGAGCAGAGAACUUCUUUAUCCUUCGAAGGAAACCAGUGGAGGGGUAUGACAUCAGUUUUCUGAUUACCAACUUCCACACAGAGCAGAUGUACAAACACAAGUUGGUAGACUUUGUGAUCCACUUCAUGGAGGAGAUCGACAAGGAGAUCAGUGAGAUGAAGUUAUCGGUCAAUGCCCGAGCUCGCAUUGUGGCUGAAGAGUUCCUCAAGAAUUUUUAAACCAUCUGGCUGGAUCUCGUGGCCUUCCCCCUCAGCCUCCCCCGUGUCUCUGCGAAGGCGUCCUGGAGUUAUUUCCUGGAGCAACAGAAGCAGUGGGAGCUGGGAGCUGGGUCCGGGUGGGCAUUAGAUAAGGGAGGAGGGUAGUGUGCUUGCUAGCUGGGCAAGAAAGCAGCAAUGGACCUGCCCCAAGGCUACACGU
Orycteropus afer afer is the source of this 715-nucleotide messenger RNA. The record is from RefSeq and is a predicted model, not a curated record. Lineage: Eukaryota; Metazoa; Chordata; Mammalia; Tubulidentata; Orycteropodidae.